Molecule: messenger RNA, 954 nt
Organism: Mucor velutinosus
Lineage: Eukaryota; Fungi; Mucoromycota; Mucoromycetes; Mucorales; Mucoraceae
Exons: 3
Coding region: 1-954 (317 amino acids)
Cellular component (GO): plasma membrane
Source: RefSeq, a predicted model, not a curated record
AUGCGACCAUUUUACGUUACCUGUAGCAUCAUCUUACUGCUCUUCUUUGCCCUUCUAUGCGACGGAUACGCUAUUGACAACAAGAACAGCUCUCUGCUACAAGAGAGAUCCAACAUGGAUAUAAAAAAGGAUUGCGCUGAAGUGACAACGACGACAACGCCCCACACAAGAGCAACCACGACUACCACGGCCCCCACUAAAACUCACUCAAAUGCCAGCUCAAAGAGCGAGACGUGCUGCCAUCCCAAGAACAACACCAAAUGCUGCAAAGAAGAUAAAAAGCCACUGUUUGAACCACAGGUCAUUGCAGCAGGCGUGUUGUUGAUCAUUGCGGGCACUUAUCUACUGGUGUACGGAUUCCCCAUGUUUAGAAUUACGAUGGCAGUGAUCGGAUUCAUCUUUGGAGGUGCUGUUACGUGGAUUGGUCUUCAAGCAUGCGAGCCUACAGAGAGCUAUCCAAAUGCAUCUGAUCUCUAUAUUGGCACAUGUGUAGGCGUUGCUGUGGCGGCAGCUAUUAUCUGUGUUGUUCUGUACAAGGCGGGUUUGUAUCUACUGUGCGGCAUGGCAGGCGUGCUGUUGGCCAUCUACAUUUGCUGCUGGCAGGCCGACUUUUUUCUGCAAAACAUCUUUCAUCGUACCCUGUUUACGCUCUCCUUUGUGGUGGCGUUUAUCCUCGGCCUGAUCUUUAUGGAAUUUGCAACCGUGAUUCUAUCCAUGGCAGUGGUGGGCGUAUACAUGCUGGCACUGGGCAUUGAUUUAUUUGUAAGGACAGGGCUGGUAAAGGGUUUGGAAGUGUUAUUGGAUUUCAAUCCUGAGCGCAAUGCCAACAGCAAGUACCAUCUCAACAGGAUAAGUCUUGGAAAGCGAAGUGCGCCUGGUGAUUACAACCCUGAUUGGAAGACACAUGUUACCAUGGGCUGUAUGAUUGCUGUGAUUUGGGCUUCGCAUCAUUAA